GGGAGGGGGCGGUUCCCCUUCCACCGCGGAGCCGGAUGUUUGCCUAGCUUUGACAGGCGUGGCAGAGGGAGCAGUCCCAGAGCGCGGUUUCUCUUCAGGUUCUGCUGUGGGGGACAGGCUUGGCCAUGGAUCCACUCUCAGAGCUGCAGGACGACCUGACCUUAGAUGACACCAGCCAGUCUCUGAACCAGCUGAAACUGGCCUCCAUCGAUGAGAAGAACUGGCCCUCAGAUGAAAUGCCUGACUUUCCCAAAUCAGAUGACUCCAAAAGCAGUUCCCCAGAACCUGUCACACACCUGAAGUGGGACGACCCUUACUAUGACAUCGCCCGGCACCAGAUUGUGGAGGUGGCAGGAGAUGACAAGUAUGGGAGGAAGAUCAUUGUGUUUAGUGCCUGUCGAAUGCCCCCAAGCCACCAGCUGGACCACAGCAAGCUCCUGGGGUACCUGAAGCACACGCUGGACCAGUACGUGGAGAGUGACUACACACUGCUCUACCUGCACCAUGGCCUGACCAGUGACAAUAAGCCCUCCCUCAGCUGGCUCCGGGAUGCCUACCGGGAGUUUGACCGCAAGUACAAGAAGAACAUCAAGGCCCUGUACAUCGUGCACCCCACCAUGUUCAUCAAAACCCUGCUCAUCCUCUUCAAGCCCCUCAUCAGCUUCAAGUUUGGGCGGAAGAUCUUCUAUGUGAAUUACCUGAGUGAGCUGAGCGAGCACGUGAAGCUGGAGCAACUGGGGAUCCCUCGCCAAGUGCUCAAGUAUGAUGACUUCCUCAAAUCCACACAGAAGAGCCCUGCGACAGCCCCCAAGCCCAUGCCACCACGGCCCCCCCUGCCCAACCAGCAGUUUGGGGUCUCCUUGCAACACCUCCUGGAGAAGAACCCAGAGCAGGAGCCCAUUCCGAUUGUGCUCAGAGAGACCAUUGCCUACUUACAGGCCCACGCUCUCACUACUGAGGGGAUUUUCCGGAGGUCGGCCAACACCCAGGUCGUACGGGAAGUGCAGCAGAAGUACAACAUGGGGCUGCCUGUGGACUUCGACCAGUACAAUGAGCUGCACCUGCCAGCAGUCAUCCUCAAGACCUUCCUUCGGGAGCUUCCUGAGCCGCUGCUAACCUUUGACCUCUACCCCCACGUUGUGGGCUUCCUCAACAUUGAUGAGAACCAAAGAGUAGAGGUGACACUGCAGGUCCUGCGGACACUGCCUGAGGAGAACUACCAGGUGCUCCGUUUCCUCACUGCCUUCCUGGGGCAGAUUUCUGCCCACUCUGACCAGAACAAGAUGACCAACGCUAACCUGGCUGUGGUCUUUGGCCCUAACCUGCUAUGGGCCAAGGAUGCUGCCAUCACCCUCAAGGCCAUUAAUCCUAUCAACACCUUCACCAAGUUCCUCCUGGAUCAUCAAGGGGAGUUGUUCCCUAGCUCCGACUCCAAGGGGCUGUGAGCCCAGCCCUGCCCCACUGGCCCCCUUCUCUGCUGGACCCAGUUUGGACUCGUCCUCCUGGCAUCAGCCUUACGGGAGCCCGGGGCUCCUGCUCGGGAAGGGGGCCAUGAAGGCCCAGGGAGAUAGAAGCUGGAGCCAGCCAAGCGGGCAGCUCUUUUUCCCCCUUCUGUGCAGCCCUGGAGGCCUCGCUGUUACCCUAAGACAUUUUUCUUCGCCUUAUACUUCUCACUGCCUCUCUGGAUCCCUGGCCCCUGCCAGGCUCUCCAGAGCUGGGCUUGGUCCUUCCAGCUGGAGGACUGUGCCUCAGCAGCCCCUCUCCUGCUUUGUCCUGCCUCUGGUUCCUUGGCAACUGUGGAUGACAGAAUUGCUGCCGGCUGGGCUGGUAGCUGGAGCUGGUCCUCCCCUUCCUGAUUGCUGGGGAGUGAAUAGCUGAGCUCCUUGGAUUCCCCCCCAUCUCCACCCCCCCACCAUGUGGAGGUGCCUCCCUGCCUUUUAGAAGUCCUGCUUCACGAAGGCCUGGAUGCAAGCACAAGCACCUUGCUUGCUCCUGUCCUCCCCACAGUGGCUCAGCCUUGAGCGUUUCCACAGCUAAGGAAUGACAAGGCUGGAGUCUUCUGCCUCCUUCUCUCCCAAGCAUCCUGGGUCAGCUCCUCCCAAGUGGUAGUGUCCCCAGGGUGUCCUAAUCCCCUGUUUCUGCCAGAACUGGCAGCUUGGAUGACAGGGCUCAGAGUCCCAGCAUCCACUGGAAAUAGACCCCCACUCCCACCCCUGAGAGCCCUUGUAAUGGUUGGAUCAAUGACAGGCAGUCUCAGCCCCUCCAUGCUUUGCCUCCUUUCCUAGGUGGACAGAUCCUCAGCCUGCAGGUUCUUGUGGGCCUGUCUUCUGCGGACUCACACUUGUCCCUGCUCUGGCCAGAGGUGACUCAGUGCCUCAGGAGCUGUGGUGGCUCCUUCCUACAGCUGGGGGACUGGAGGGUCAGGGUGGAGGCUGAGAAUGCCAGUAGGAGGGGCUGAGAUUUUGCUAAUAGGUCAGCCACUGUCAGGUGGUUCCUAGCAACCUCCCUGAGGGAGUGUGGGGCCAUGGGCCCUGUCGUCCUUCAGAAAACAUGGACCUCAAUGAUGGUUGGUAGCCUUCAUUCCAGCUGUGUCCGUUAGAAUUACACUCCUUCCUUCCUGAUGAACCCUGGGGAUCCCAAUUCCUGCAGCCUUGUCCCCUGGUAGCAGGGAAGUACAUGCAGUGAUUCUGCCCCCACAGCCAGGGCCAGGCAGGACAACUCCAGAGCCUGUACUGUGGGGAUCCUUACUGACCAGCAAAGCCCUAUCUGCAAGCCAGGUAGGGCCUGGGCCUGACCUCACUUGGAUCCCUUCCCAGGCCACUGGCAUAUCAGGACUCCUGGGGUCUGGAGCUGCUGCUGGUUCUGUCGGUCCCUGUGUCCUAGCCUGGGCCACCCUGCUCUCUGUUCUCCUUUGUGUAUCAUGUGUUGCUUACAGCCCCAUUUACUGGGGAGCCUUUUGCAUCUACCUGGGCUUUCUCCUGCCUCGCGGCACUGGUCUGUGCCUGCGGGGCACUUGUACUGUGAAUCCAGUGUUCACAUUCACACUUAAUGAAUUCCCUGACACCAAUCAUGUAUUUCACCAUUUGCACUUUUUGUAUUUCAAUAAAAAUGGAGAUGGAAAACUGC
This is a messenger RNA of Galeopterus variegatus (Sunda flying lemur), 3126 nucleotides long. It is a transcript of the gene ARHGAP1, whose product is annotated as Rho GTPase activating protein 1. The coding region runs from base 126 to 1445 and encodes 439 amino acids. The record is from RefSeq and is a predicted model, not a curated record. The transcript has 13 exons. Gene Ontology annotation, molecular function: GTPase activator activity. Gene Ontology annotation, biological process: small GTPase-mediated signal transduction; negative regulation of endocytic recycling. Lineage: Eukaryota; Metazoa; Chordata; Mammalia; Dermoptera; Cynocephalidae. Gene Ontology annotation, cellular component: cytoplasm.